AUGGAAAAGUUGUAUCAAGAAAGUAAUGGUAUUCUUCACAAUGUUCAAAUGUUUCUUGGACAAUUGGAACGGUCCGGAAAUGAGAGCGAAGCUCAUAAGCUAAUGCAAGACAUCCACAGCGGAUUAAGAGGUUUAGAGCAAAAUACGGAACGAUUGGACAUAUUAGUAAGCAAGGAAGUUCCUGCAAGGCGACCUAUGUUAAGAGUCAAAAUUGAUCAGCUGAAAGCAGACUCUCAGAGGGUGGAGUUAGCAACAAGUACCAUGUACACUAGGCUAACCCAAAAGUGGAGAAGUGCUACUGAGAGAGAAGAGCUUUUGAAACAGCGUUACCGUCCAAAUGAGUCGACCACUGUAAAUGUUGAUGAUAUGGAAUUGGCAAUGAAUGAUCGUCUUCAUUCUUCUCAUAACCAAAUGGACGAUCUGAUUUCUCAAGGUGCCGCAGUCCUGGAAAGUCUGAAAUCUCAAGGAAUGGGAUUGAAAGGUGUCCGCAGAAAGAUGAUGGAUAUCGGCGCAGCGCUCGGUUUAUCCAGUACGACGCUGAAGAUGAUAGACAGAAGAGUACAAGAAGAUUGGGUAAUCUUUCUUGUAGGAUGCGUGGUUACAUUGCUUUUCAUGUAUGUCUUCUAUCGAUUCUGGAAAAGUUGA
This is a messenger RNA of Auanema sp. JU1783, 645 nucleotides long. The record is from the annotation of a GenBank genome assembly. Lineage: Eukaryota; Metazoa; Nematoda; Chromadorea; Rhabditida; Rhabditidae.